Molecule: messenger RNA, 4424 nt
Organism: Oncorhynchus keta (chum salmon)
Lineage: Eukaryota; Metazoa; Chordata; Actinopteri; Salmoniformes; Salmonidae
Product: tyrosinase-like
Exons: 5
Coding region: 1212-2840 (542 amino acids)
Biological process (GO): melanin biosynthetic process; pigmentation
Molecular function (GO): tyrosinase activity
Source: RefSeq, a predicted model, not a curated record
ACCAUGAACAACUCACAGACAAAGACAAAGACAAUGACGCCGGUAAUCAAGGAGGUGAUGGAUUCUAGGUGAGUGUCAAAAUGCGCUGGUAAUGAUGGUGACAGGUGUGCGCCUUAACGAGCAGCCUGGUGACCUAGAGGCCGGAGAGGGAGCACACGUGACAGUACACCCUCCCCAAAGCGCGGCUUCAGCCGCAGGACGCCCACCAAGAUGAAGAUCCCGGGGAUCAGGAGCGGACCAGUCACCUCUGCUAAAAAGACGCGGGAACCUGUCGAUCCCAGCUGAGGCGCAGGAGCAUGGCGACUUAGAGCGCGGGAGAAAGAGCAUACGUGACAGAUAACAGUUUGCUUUCUGAACUGAGACUAUUUUGUCUGAGGGCAAAGUGGGAAAAUCUGGUUUUUAGUCGACUUUUUAAAAUAAACUAAACAUUUGAAACAAAAACCUAAUCAAACAAAAACAUUUAAAAAACAAAAAUAUAGGCUAUACGCCUGGCUGUAAUGCUUUCUCCUAUGCAAUGCCAGUUUCUUGCCUGGCUGCUCAAUCUUUACGCAGUAAAAUACCAAACCCAACACCGGGCCGAAUUAUAAUGGAGAAACGUGAAAACACUUUAAUAAUGACAACAUAACUCUGUGGUUAUGAAACUUGAAGUGAAGCACAGUAAAAGAAAGACACGUUAACCAAAAUGGCAUCCUUUCUAUAAAGUCACAUUUCAAUUGCCUUCACUGAAUCCCGUAGGCUAGUGCUUUAGUGACACAAAGAAAUACAUGGAUAUGCUUUUUUCUACAUGCAUUUACCCCUUAAAGACCUUCCCUGAAACCUGCAGUGUAAUUAAAUAAAUUAUAUCCGCUGGUUAGUCCGUCAAAAUGUAUGAGAAAGACCCUCGGUGUGUGUGUGUGUGUGUGUGUGUGUGCGCGCGUGUUCAGGGAACCACCCGCCCAUGAAACAAGCUCACCCCCGGGAUCAUGAGGUAUGUGACCACAGGUCCAGAGAGGGGGGAGUGUGGGUGAGGGAGGAGGGAGGAGAAGUCGAGUCGGAUCUGAGUGACUCUGAUCUGACUGGAGUAGCUACAUGGGUUUCGUCUUAUCUCACUUCUACUUACCAACUCCUCUUCUCAAUGACUCUAGGCACGUCAGCGGGCUGGUGUGUGUGUGACAGGACAAGACAGGCCUGGACAGCUGUGUUCGUGUUGGUGUGUGUGGUCAAGUGUUGCGAUGUGGCUCUUGCUCCUCCACAGUGUGUUUUUCCUCCAGUGUGUGCGGUUAUCCCAGCAGCAGUUUCCCCGUCUCUGCGCCACCACGGAGGCCCUGCUCUCUAAGGAGUGCUGCCCGGUCUGGGAUGGGGAUGGCUCGGCUUGCGGGGCCAGCUCUGGCAGGGGGUUCUGCCGGGACGUGGAGGUAUCGGAUCUACCCAACGGGCUGAAUUACCCGUUCUCCGGCUUGGACGACAGAGAGAGAUGGCCUCUGGUGUUUUAUAACCGGACCUGCCAGUGCGCCUCUAACUACUUGGGGUUCAACUGCGGAGAGUGCCAGUUCGGGCUGUUUGGUACUAAGUGCGGGGAGAAGAGAGAGUCCGUGAGGCGGAACGUGUUUCACCUUUCGGCGGCGGAAAGACGGAAACUUAUCUCUUACCUCAACCUGGCCAAGCACACAGUCAGCCAGGAUUAUGUCAUAGCAACCGGGACCUACCGGGAGAUGAAUAACGGGAGCACCCCACUGUUCUCUGACGUCUCGACCUAUGACGUGUUUGUGUGGAUGCACUACUAUGUCUCGAGGAAUGCUCUUCUCGGUGGACCGGGGAAUGUCUGGACAGAUGUGGACUUCGCACACUGGGCUCCCGCCUUUCUGCCGUGGCACCGUGCGUACCUGCUGCACUGGGAGCGUGAUAUUCGGAAGCUGACCGGGGACUUUGAAUUUUCCAUCCCGUACUGGGACUGGCGGGACGCGCAGGGCUGUGACGUUUGCACCGACGACCUGAUGGGCGCCCGGAGCCCCCGAGACCCCAACCGCAUCAGCCCUGCUUCAGUGUUCUCUUCUUGGAGGGUGAUGUGUUCGCGUGCGGAAGACUACAGCGUGAGGGGGGUGCUGUGUGACGGCAGCAACGAGGGGCCGUUGCUGCGUAACCCUGGCAACCACAAUCGUAACUUGGUUCCGCGGUUGCCAACGGCAGCAGAGGUGGAGUUCACGGUCAGUCUUCGUGACUACGACACGGGAGCCAUGGACCGCUCCGCUAACUUCAGCUUCAGAAACACAAUGGAAGGUUUUGGGAACCCUCAGACAGGCCUGGGUAACAGUAGGGUGAUGGGGAUGCAUGCCUCUCUUCACAUCUUCAUGAAUGGCUCCAUGUCUUCAGUUCAGGGGUCAGCUAAUGACCCUAUUUUCCUACUGCACCACGCCUACGUAGACAGUAUCUAUGAGCAGUGGUUGAGGAGACAUGCUCCAGAGCAGACCCAAUACCCAGAGUUCAAUGCUCCCAUCGGCCACAACAGGCAGUACCACAUGGUGCCCUUCAUACCUCUACACAGGAACAUAGAAUACUUCACCUCCAGCAAAGACCUGGGGUACGAAUACUCCUACAUGCUCGACUCAGGCAAGAGGAUAUCGGAGGUUCUCAGCCCUUACCUGGAACUGAUGAUGGAGGCGUGGCCCUGGUUGCUAGGGGCGUUGGUCCUGGGGGCCCUGGUAGCUACAACUGUGGCUAUGGUAGCUGUGACAAUGACCCGGGUGUGUUGGGGUGUGUGGCCAUGGCAACAUGGGGAGAAGAGUUCAGCAUUUCACCUACCAGAAUGGGAACCUCUCAUCAUCAGCAGUGAUAGUGAUACCCCCAACUACCACACUGUUUAGCCCCAACAACCACACUGUUUAGCCCCAACUACCACACUGUUUAGCCCCAACAACCACACUGUUUAGCCCCAACUACCACACUGUUUAGCCCCAACUACCCCACUGUUUAGCUCCAACUACCCCACUGUUGAGCCCCAACUACCAUACAGUUUAGCUCCAACUACCACACUGUUUAGCCCCAACAACCCCACUGUUUAGCUCCAACUACCCCACUGUUUAGCCCCAACUACCAUACAGUUUAGCCCCAACUUGCCCCACUGUUUAACCUCAACGACCCCAACUACCACACUGUUGAGCCCCAACAACCACACUGUUUAGCCCCAACUACCCCACUGUUUAGCUCCAACUACCCCACUGUUGAGCCCCAACUACCAUACAGUUUAGCUCCAACUACCACACUGUUUAGCCCCAACAACCCCACUGUUUAGCUCCAACUACCCCACUGUUUAGCCCCAACUACCAUACAGUUUAGCCCCAACUUGCCCCACUGUUUAACCUCAACGACCCCAACUACCACACUGUUGAGCCCCAACUACCACACUGUUUAGCCCCAACUACCCCACUGUUUAGCUCCAACUACGCCACUGUUUAGCCCCAACUACCAUACAGUUUAGCCCCAACUUGCCCCACUGUUUAACCUCAACGACCCCAACUACCACACUGUUUAGCCCCAACUACCAUACAGUUUAGCCCCAACUGCCCCACUGUUUAACCUCAACUACCCCAACUACCACACUGUUUAGCCCCAACUACCAUACAGUUUAGCCCCAACUGCCCCACUGUUUAACCUCAACUACCCCAACUACCACACUGUUUAGCCCCAACUAUCGCACUGUUUAGCCCCAACUACCGCACUGUUUAGCCCCAACUAUCACACUGUUUUGCCCCAAUUACCCCAAAUGUCACACUGUUUAACCCCAACUACCACGCUGUUGAGCUAACUACCACACUGUUUAGCCCCAACUACCACACUGUUUAGCCCCAACUACCCCACUGUUGAGCCCCAACUACCACACUGUUUAGCCCCAACUACCCCACUGUUUAGCUCCAACUACCCCACUGUUUAGCCCCAACUACCAUACAGUUUAGCCCCAACUGCCCCACUGUUUAACCUCAACUACCCCAACUACCACACUGUUUAGCCCCAACUAUCACACUGUUUAGCCCCAACUACCGCACUGUUUAGCCCCAACUAUCACACUGUUUUGCCCCAAUUACCCCAAAUGUCACACUGUUUAACCCCAACUACCACGCUGUUGAGCUAACUACCACACUGUUUAGCCCCAACUACCACACUGUUUAGCCCCAACUACCCCACUGUUUAGCCCCAACUACCAUACAGUUUAGCCCCAACUGCCCCACUGUUUAACCUCAACUACCCCAACUACCACACUGUUUAGCCCCAACUAUCACACUGUUUAGCCCCAACUACCGCACUGUUUAGCCCCAACUAUCACACUGUUUUGCCCCAAUUACCCCAAAUGUCACACUGUUUAACCCCAACUACCACGCUGUUGAGCUAACUACCACACUGUUUAGCCCCAACUACCACACUGUUUAGCCCCAACUACCCCACUGUUUAGC